Molecule: messenger RNA, 1709 nt
Organism: Cuscuta campestris
Lineage: Eukaryota; Viridiplantae; Streptophyta; Magnoliopsida; Solanales; Convolvulaceae
Source: the annotation of a GenBank genome assembly
CUAUAAAAUAUAAAAUGGGAUACAAAAUGGGGCUAGAGUAAAACAACCCUUUUGCAAAUGUCAUUUUGGAUCUGAGCUAGGAGAGUUCGUUUUCCAUUUAUUUAAGGGUCAUGUCACCGCUAAGGCACAAACACCGAAACAGAAUGGCAUCUUUCACCUGUCUCGUCUUGUCCUUCCUCACUGUUCUAUCCAUUUCUUCCUCCUUUCCACUCAAAACUUCAUCCUCAAACACCAUCACCAUCCCUCUUUCAUUCUCCCAUCCAAAUCCAACCCUGGAUCUAACAGAAGAACUCACUCAUUUGGCUACUUUUUCCUUGGCAAGAUCCAAGCACAUCAAGAAUCCCCAGAAAAAGGCUUCUUCCAGUUCUAGUAAUACCCAAUUGUACCCUCGCGGCUAUGGAGGCUACUCGAUUUCCCUUAACUUCGGCACUCCUCCGCAGACCCAAUCCUUUGUUAUGGACACCGGAAGUAACUUUGUCUGGUUUCCUUGCACUAAAGGGUACCGAUGCAAUGACUGCAAUUUCACAGGCACGGAAAAGGGCGGCGCCUUUGCCCCUUUCUUGCCGAAAUCGUCUUCCUCUGCUAGGAUUCUUGGAUGUGCGAAUCCCAAAUGCGGGUGGGUUCACCGGAGAAUUACCCCGGAGAAACGCUGUUCCGAGUGCCGGCCACCGGUCACCCGGGAGAGCUGCGACCAGAUCUGCCCGGCGUAUUUCAUUCUCUACGGAUCUGGAUCUACCGGCGGCAUUGCACUCGUCGAGACCCUCGAGUUUCCCCGGAGGAAAAUACCCAAUUUUCUGGUCGGCUGCUCCGUCUCUUCGAUCCGGCAGCCUGCCGGAAUCGCCGGUUUUGGCCGCGGCCCGGUUUCCCUCCCGGUGCAAUUAAGGCUCGACAGAUUCUCCUACUGUCUUGUUUCUCACAGAUUUGAUGACGCCCGGAGAAGCAGCUCGCUGGUUAUGGAGAGCGGGCGAGAUUCCGGGGUUGGAAACCGGAAUCUCAGCUGGACGCCAUUUCUGAAGAAUCCCCAGGUGGCCGGAAGAGAUGCACUGUCGGUGUACUACUACGUCAAACUGAAGAAAAUCACCGUCGGAGGGGUAAAAGUGAGAAUCCCAUACCAGAAUCUCUCACCGGAUUCAAAGGGAAACGGAGGCACAAUUGUAGAUUCCGGCACGACAUUUACAUAUUUGACGCACGAUUUGUUCGAGGCUGUGGCCAGUGCGUUUGUGAAGCAAGUCAAGGCCUACCCUCGGGCCGGAAAACUGGAGAAGGUAACCGGAUUGGCGCCGUGCUUCAAUGUCUCCGGCUACAAGACGGUGAACGUGCCGGCGAUGAAGUUCUAUUUCAAGGGUGGCGCAGAAAUGGCACUGCCGCUGGAAAAUUACUUGUCCAUUGUUGCGACUGACGCAGUUUGCCUGACGUUGGUGACUGAUCACUCCGGUCAGGAGUCCGGCUCCGGGCCUUCGAUCAUUCUGGGGAAUUUCCAGAUGCAGAAUUUCCUUGUGGAGUAUGACCUCAAGAAUAAGAAACUGGGAUUCAGGCAACAAUUAUGCUAAGUGAUGUUUACAAGUUUAGCUGCCCAACUCAACUCUGAAAUUCUUCUAAAAAUUACUUGGUCCGUCCCUGUGUUUGUCCACUUUUGACUUCUGAAACUGUUCAUCUAAGCACUUUGACUCAUCAAAUUAUCUCAAUGUGUAAGCCUAAAAAUAGUCAUG